AUGGACGCCAUUCGCAAGCAAAAAUACCAACAAGAAGGAAGGCUACCUAUAUCCAUCGAGUCUUUUAAUAAUUUUCCGACAGCAGCGGGAAUUGCAUCCUCUGCCUCCGGAAUGGCCGCUCUGGCUUUUGGAUUGUACAAGCUUUUCGAGCUCGAAGAUCACAUCUCAGAGCGGCAAUUGACUCAGUUGGCCCGCCAAGCGUCAGGAAGCGCCUGCAGGUCAAUUCCUACAAGUGGAGGAUUUGUGGAAUGGCAUGGCCCCACCACGGAGUGGCCUGACAAGGAGAGCUUUGCAGAAACCAUUCCGGCCUCAGAGGAGUUAAAUGAGCUUGUCAUCCUUAUCUACAUUUUUUCAUCAUCUAAGAAACACAUUUCAUCGACAGAAGGCAUGCGUCGUAGCGUGGAGACAUCUGCUUUUCUGAAAUAUCGCACCUUGAAUCUGGUCCCUGGCCGACUUGCUCUGGCUAAGGAAUUGAUCGCCUGUGGGUCCUUUUCCGCGCUUCUGGAGCUCAUCAUUAAGGACUCGAAUUCAUUCCAUGCAUGCUGUUUAGAUUCAUAUCCGCCAAUCAUAUAUCUUUCGUCGCUCUCGAAUUCUAUAAUUGAUGCAGUUACCGAGUUCAACGGUGCUAGUGCAGCCAGAGUUGCCUAUUCAUUUGAUGCAGGCCCCAAUGCAUUUGUCUUCCUUCGAGAAAGGGACCUUUCUGAUUGGAUGCAAUUUUCUAGAAACAAAAUUAGCCCUGAAAUCCAGGUAUUCCGGAGCGGACUUGGAAAAAAAGGUGCCCAUAUUGUCUCUUUCGAAUGA
Messenger RNA from Mitosporidium daphniae, 801 nucleotides. RefSeq lists its product as uncharacterized. Gene Ontology annotation, cellular component: cytosol. Gene Ontology annotation, molecular function: ATP binding; diphosphomevalonate decarboxylase activity. The record is from RefSeq and is a predicted model, not a curated record. The transcript has a single exon. Gene Ontology annotation, biological process: isopentenyl diphosphate biosynthetic process, mevalonate pathway; isoprenoid biosynthetic process. NCBI's taxonomy places the organism in Eukaryota, Fungi, Microsporidia. Bases 1 to 801 code for a protein of 266 amino acids.